AUGAAGUCUAAUUCAAAUAGCUCAGGAGGGAUAGACAAGGAAGGAGAAGAUGAGAGAUCAGGCCAGUUGGGCUGCCUGUUGGACCUGACAGUGACAGGUCCAAGGCCCAGAAAGAAUAAACAGACUCCAGGUUACGUCAGCUUUCGAAAAAGCUACCCGCCGGGCCUGACCGUGUUGCCCGGCCGACCGUCUGGUAAGGUUGAUGUGACCAAGCGACAGGUGUCAACGGAUACCUCCCAAGGUUUUACUUCAAACGAAAACCAGAGACAGUCAGGCCUCUAUGAUCACCUUAACUCGACGCUCCUCACAAUGUUGGCUCGGACAAUCAACCCAGACAACCAAGAUAUUGUUUCAUGCACUAGCGAAACAAAAACAAACCUCAAGGGCGGGCGGGCAAAGGAAGGCAUAAUCCCUCACGGUCUCCUAAGAUACGGUCAAAGAAAUACAAAAGCAUUGUUCCACACGGCGGCCGGCCACAGGCACUGGCAGGCCGAUUGUCCUCUUCCACCAUUUAGGAUCCACCUUGUUAAACUUUGCCAUUAUAAAUCAGUAACUGCAGUUGCAGCUAAUUGGCACCAGAAUAGGUUCGUCCUGACCCCAGAGGGACGGGCACAAAAGCUGGUUCCACUUGAAGCAGCUCUCAUUGUUACAUCCAGUGACUUUGAUGGUAAUAAAAUUGCAUACCCAAAUCAGGAAAUCAAUAAUGUUGAUGAUAAAGGAGUGCUGAAAGAAGAAUUGCCACCCGUGUAUGUCCCAUUAAUUCAUUUUGCAUGUGCAUCCAAUAUUGAGCUGUUUUGGUAUUUUUGGAGAGGAGACCCCAUUUGGGAGAAGAAAGGAACAAAACCUGAAAAGAUUCUUGCAGAGAAAAAGAAUACCGAAUAA
Molecule: messenger RNA, 882 nt
Organism: Dovyalis caffra
Lineage: Eukaryota; Viridiplantae; Streptophyta; Magnoliopsida; Malpighiales; Salicaceae
Source: the annotation of a GenBank genome assembly